Messenger RNA from Ochotona curzoniae (black-lipped pika), 684 nucleotides. RefSeq names its product prolactin (gene PRL). Gene Ontology annotation, molecular function: prolactin receptor binding; hormone activity. Gene Ontology annotation, biological process: positive regulation of lactation; response to nutrient levels; positive regulation of cell population proliferation. The transcript has 5 exons. The record is from RefSeq and is a predicted model, not a curated record. Gene Ontology annotation, cellular component: extracellular region. Lineage: Eukaryota; Metazoa; Chordata; Mammalia; Lagomorpha; Ochotonidae. Bases 1 to 684 code for a protein of 227 amino acids.
AUGGAAAAUACUAGUGGGGCCCAGCGCGGGUCACUCCUGCUCCUGCUGCUGUUGAACUUCCUCCUGUGCAAGGGAGCAGCCUCCCUGCCCAUCUGUCCCAAUGGAGCCGCCAACUGCCAGGUGUCUCUACGGGAUCUGUUUGAGCGUGCGGUCAUCCUGUCUCACUAUAUCCACAACCUCUCCUCAGAGAUGUUCAAUGAAUUUGAUAAACGGUAUGCCCAGGGCAGAGGGUUCAUCACCAAAGCCAUCAACAGCUGUCACACUUCAUCCCUCCCAACACCGGAAGACAAGGAGCAAGCCCAACAGAUUCACCAUGAAGACCUUCUGCGCGUGGUCCUGCGAGUGCUGCGCUCCUGGAACACCCCCCUGUAUCACCUCGUCUCAGAAGUGCGAGGCAUGCAAGAAGCUCCUGACACCAUCCUGUCUAAGGCUGUGGAGAUUGAGGAACAAAACAGGCGACUUCUCGAGGGCAUGGAGAAGAUAGUGGGCCAGGUUCAUCCUGGAAUCAAAGAAAAUGAGAUCUACUCCGUCUGGUCGGGACUGCCCUCCCUGCAAAUGGCUGAUGAAGAUGCCCGCCUUUUUGCUUUUUACAACCUGCUCCACUGCCUACGCAGAGAUUCCCAUAAGAUCGACAACUAUCUCAAACUCCUGAAGUGCCGAAUCAUCUAUGACAGCAACUGCUGA